UGUUUAUGUUAGUACAGUCUAUGAGAAGGUGUACAGGAGGCCAGGUCAUGCGCACGUUGAUUAUCUUAGGUACUAUGUCGGUGAUGGUGUGGGUCGGCAGUUGUACGCCGAUAGACCGAGAUGACACCUUCAGAUCUCUAGAACAGCGUCUGCUCGUCCGUAGAUCUUCUCACGCACAAGAUGUAAAGGGAAGAAAGACAUUACCACAUCACAAUCCUCAAGCUACAACAAAGUCUCGUCCAGAGGUAAAUUUACGUAAAGGUGAGUACAUGUGCUCGGGGCGCGCGUGUCGCCUGCGGCCGGGGGAGGUGCCGCGCGGCUGCAACGGCGUCUGUCAGUAUCCGGUCUAAUAGGAAACUGUUGUAACUCUAAUUUUGUCAUAUUUCGUAUUAAUACUUUUAAAUGUCAUAUCAUCAAAAUUUACCUAAUAGUCUAAAAAAAAAUUACAAAAAAUAAAUUCUUUUUUGUUUUUCACAGUCCUGUUUAUUUUAACUUUUUGAAUUAAACAAGAUUUGAGAUACAUUGUAUUAGUAAGAAAAUUGUUAUUUUCAGAUGUUAUCUGUGCAAAAAAAUAAAAAACCAAAAUAAAACUAAUUAAAUUUA
Messenger RNA from Papilio polytes (common Mormon), 603 nucleotides. RefSeq lists its product as uncharacterized. The record is from RefSeq and is a predicted model, not a curated record. The transcript is spliced from 3 exons. Lineage: Eukaryota; Metazoa; Arthropoda; Insecta; Lepidoptera; Papilionidae. The coding region runs from base 6 to 350 and encodes 114 amino acids.